AUGACGUCCUUUAAGCAGGUCCAGCAGCUCAACGCUUCUCCAGACGAAACUUGGUCUCCUGACGAGGGUCGGGGUCCACGGUGUCCAAUAAAUGGAUCCAUGAACGAGGACAGGAGUUCACGGAGUUCACAGCCUCACGGAGACCGACUAACCAGACUCUCCUCCUUCAUCUCAGAUGUCCUCCUCCUCAUCCUCAGCCAUCUAGACUGGAGUGAUAUCCGUCACCAAGACAAGAGCCUACCCAGUGGAGUGUACACCAUCUACCCCGCUGGAGAAAGGUCUGCUGUCCAGGUGUACUGCGACAUGGAGUCAGAAGGAGCACAGUGGACGGUGAUUUGUACAUGUGUAUAUAUAGCGCGUGCGUGUGUGUGUGUAGGCUCAGAUCUUGACAACAUCCACUACCUGACACGCAACCAAAAAUAUGAGCUGCUGGUCGACAUGGAGGACUUUGAGGGGAAAAAAGUGUUUGCUCGGUACUAUUCAUUCGCAGUUGAUUCAGAACAUGAAGGAUAUCUGCUGAAUGUAUUUGGAUUCAUCAAUGGGGGGGCGGGAGACUCCUUGCGUUCUCACGACGGACAGAAGUUCUCCACUUUCGACAAAGACCAGGACUCCUGGUCUGGCAACUGUGCCAGAUUAUACCUGGGGGCGUUCUGGUACAAUGCUUGUCACCAUGCAAACCCCAACGGGGUUUAUCAUUGGGGGGCUGACAAGACUCUCUUUGCUGUUGGAGUGGAGUGUUUUUUUUGGAAAGGUAAUGAUUACUCCCUGAAGACCAUCAGCAUGAAGAUCCGUCGAGUGCAGUAA
Molecule: messenger RNA, 804 nt
Organism: Siniperca chuatsi (mandarin fish)
Lineage: Eukaryota; Metazoa; Chordata; Actinopteri; Centrarchiformes; Sinipercidae
Product: microfibril-associated glycoprotein 4-like
Exons: 6
Coding region: 1-804 (267 amino acids)
Biological process (GO): elastic fiber assembly
Source: RefSeq, a predicted model, not a curated record